AUGAUUUUAGCGGAUUCCACGACAGGAUAUUUGCAGCAAAAUCUGUUCCUCACGCAGAUGACCUCUCCCGUGGCCUUAGUGUGGACUCCCAGCCUUGAGGUGAUUCCAGUGUACUGUCCCAGCCUCGAGGUGUUUCCAGUGCACUCUCCCAGCCUCGAGGUGUUUCCAGUGCAGUCUCCCAGUCUCACAGUGAUUCCAGGGCAGUCUCCCAGCCUCAAGGUGUUUCCAGUGCAGUCUCCCAGUCUCACAGUGAUUCCAGGGCAGUCUCCCAGCCUCAAGGUGUUUCCAGUGCAGUCUCCCUGCCUCAAGGUGAUUCCAGUGCACUCUCCUAGCCUUGAAGUGAUUCCAGUGCAGUCUCACAGCCUCAAGGUGAUUCCAGUGCACUCUCCCUGCCUCAAGGUGAUUCCAGUGCAGUCUCCCAGCCUCAAGGUGAUUCCAGUGCACUCUCCUAGCCUUGAAGUGAUUCCAGUGCACUCUCCCUGCCUCAAGGUGAUUCCAGUGCAGUCUCCCAGCCUCAAGGUGAUUCCAGUGCACUCUCCCUGCCUCAAGGUGAUUCCAGUGCACUCUCCUAGCCUUGAAGUGAUUCCAGUGCACUCUCCCUGCCUCAAGGUGAUUCCAGUGCACUCUCCCUGCCUCAAGGUGAUUCCAGUGCACUCUCCCUGCCUCAAGGUGAUUCCAGUGCAGUCUCCCAGCCUCAGGGUGAUUCCAGUGCAGUCUCCCAGCCUCAAGGUGAUUCCAGUGCAGGCUCCCAGCCUUGAAGUGAUUCCAGUGCAGUCUCCCAGCCUCAAGGUGAUUCCAGUGCAGUCUCCCAGCCUCAAGGUGAUUCCAGUGCAGUCUCCCAGCCUCAAGGUGCUUCCAGUGCACUCUCCCUGCCUCAAGGUGAUUCCAGUGCAGUCUCACAGCCUCAAGGUGAUUCCAGUGCAGGCUCCCAGCCUUGAGGUGAUUCCAGUGCAGGCUCCCAGCUUUGAAGUGAUUCCAGUGCACUCUCCCAGCUUUGAAGAGAUUCCAGUACAGUUUCCCAGCCUUGAGGUGAUUCCAGUGCAGUGUGAAAGCUCAGUGCCAGUGUGGACCGCACUGGAAGGAUUGUUGUUCUGA
Molecule: messenger RNA, 1095 nt
Organism: Stegostoma tigrinum
Lineage: Eukaryota; Metazoa; Chordata; Chondrichthyes; Orectolobiformes; Stegostomatidae
Exons: 2
Coding region: 1-1095 (364 amino acids)
Source: RefSeq, a predicted model, not a curated record